Aspergillus heteromorphus CBS 117.55 is the source of this 2933-nucleotide messenger RNA. It is a transcript of the gene pmt2, whose product is annotated as protein O-mannosyl transferase. Gene Ontology annotation, cellular component: membrane; endoplasmic reticulum. NCBI's taxonomy places the organism in Eukaryota, Fungi, Ascomycota, Eurotiomycetes, Eurotiales, Aspergillaceae. The record is from RefSeq and is a predicted model, not a curated record. Gene Ontology annotation, molecular function: dolichyl-phosphate-mannose-protein mannosyltransferase activity. The transcript has 5 exons. Bases 444 to 2669 code for a protein of 741 amino acids. Gene Ontology annotation, biological process: protein O-linked glycosylation via mannose.
UUUUGACCUGGCAAUCUGUCUUUCCCUCCUACCUACCUACUUAUUUCACUUCUCCAUUUUUAUUUCCAUAAUCGACACCCGCCCAAAACCUGUCAGCAUCUUGAGAACUUUCUUCUUCGUUCGUUUCAUACCGUACUCAACUGGAUGUUGUCUUGAAUCCCUUCCAUUCUUUGCAUUUUAUUUCUUCCAGUAUAUUUAACAUAUUCGUUCUCUACAUUCACAACCAACUCCAUCCACUGCAUACUCAUACAAGGACCAAUCAUUAUUCCCAGAAAUGCUCAUCAUCUUCCCUUGAAGAAGCCAAUAACUGCGAACAACUUAUUCUCAUCAUUUGUCCCUGGAGGUUUGAAUAGCUUGAAUCCGAUCUGUUCAAGUUGUCUUGGCUUCCUCUACCACACGUCGGCAUUUUCUCCCCACCCCAUUACACUCUGCAACCUUCAAAAAUGGCAGAAUCUAGCAUAGGGUCAAGCUCUGGGGUUAAUAUCACCUCUGAUGUGCGACGCAGAAUUACCCCCCGCCCCGAAAAGUCAACCUGGCAUUCUGAUAAUGACAGAGACGGCGACAGUAAGCGGAAUUCUGAGUCUGCUUCAAUUACUUCUGAGACUGCCAACUGGGAGCCUAUACUUGCGCCACUUGUGUUGACAGUCUUGUCAAUUUUCACUCGCAUGUAUCAAAUUGGCCGUUCGAAUAUUGUGACAUGGGAUGAAGCACAUUUCGGAAAAUUUGGAUCCCAUUAUCUGAAGCGUGAAUUUUAUUUUGAUGUUCAUCCACCACUGGGGAAGAUGUUGGUUGGCUUGUCGGGAUAUCUUGCUGGCUAUAAUGGGUCAUUCGAAUUCAAGUCUGGUGAGAACUACCCAGAAGAUGUCAACUACACGUUCAUGCGUCUCUUCAAUGCUGCAUUCGGGGUGGCAUGUGUCCCUCUGGCAUAUUAUACUGCGCGAGAACUCGGGUUCCGGAGGGCCACCGUCUGGCUUGUUAGCCUGAUGGUUCUGUUUGAGAACUCGUAUGCAACGAUCUCGAGAUUUAUACUCCUGGAUUCCAUGUUACUAUGCUUCACAUUUACAACAACGCUGUGUUGGGCGAAGUUUCAUCGGCUGCAACACGCUAGUUUCUCGAUCGAGUGGUUUGUAUGGCUUUUUCUCACAGGUGUUAGCAUUGGCUGCGUCUGCAGUGUCAAGUGGGUUGGCUUCUUUUGCACUGCAAUUGUGGGACUCUACACGGUUGAAGAUCUAUGGACCAAAUUUGGUGACCAAAAGAUGCGAGAGGUUGUAGUAGUGAAACAUUUUGCUGCCCGGGUAGCGGGUCUAAUAAUCGUUCCUUGCGUGGUUUACAUAUUGUCUUUCUAUGUCCAUUUCUGGAUUUUAGAAAACAGUGGACCCGGUGAUGCCCAAAUGAGCUCGCUUUUCCAAGCGAAUUUGAAGGGCACUGAGGUGGGAAAAGACAGUCCCCUUGAGAUAGCAUUGGGGUCACGUGUAACGCUGAAAAAUAUGGGUUACGGUGGUGGGCUUCUCCAUUCGCACAUCCAAACAUACCCCGAAGGGUCAACCCAGCAACAGGUUACCUGCUAUCAUCACAAGGAUGCCAAUAAUGAUUGGUUCAUUUAUCCCAACCGCCACGAGCCGGAUUUUGAUACUGAUGGUCCUUUGAGAUUUAUUGGCGAUGGCGACAUCAUCCGUUUAAUCCAUGGCCAGACAGGUCGGAACCUGCAUUCACAUGCUAUAUCUGCCCCAGUUACCAAGAGUCAGUACGAAGUUUCUUCCUAUGGCAAUAUUACUAUUGGGGACGACAAGGAUCAUUGGGCGAUUGAGGUUAUCGAUGACGUCGCCUCCAGGGACAGGAGCAGGAUCCGGACCCUUACCACCGCAUUCCGCUUGAGACAUCCCGUCCUGGGCUGUUAUUUGCGUGCAGGAAAUGUGAAUCUUCCGCAGUGGGGAUUCAAGCAGAUUGAAACCACAUGUGCAAAGGAAGAUAAACCCAACGAUGUCUACACGCAUUGGAAUGUGGAGUCUCAUUUUAAUGAAAAACUACCGCCUGGUGACCCGGGGUCCUACAAAUCGCCCUUCUGGAAAGACUUUAUUCACUUAAAUGUCGCUAUGAUGACAUCCAACAACGCUCUUGUUCCUGACCCAGAUAAGCAAGAUGAUCUUGCCUCAAAGUUCUGGCAGUGGCCAAUACUCAAUGUGGGUCUUCGUAUGUGCUCUUGGGAUGACAGCACGGUGAAAUAUUACCUUCUGGGAAACCCCUUCGUCUAUUGGGGAAGCACCAUGAGCCUUGGCAUAUUCGGGCUUCUGAUGCUUUGGUACCUGGUCCGUUGGCAGCGAGGCUAUAACGAGCUCUCUCAGGCCGAUAUUAACCAUAUCCAUUAUUCCGGACUGUACCCAGUUUUAGGGUGGGUGCUACAUUACCUACCUUUCGCGGUUAUGGCACGCGUUACAUAUGUUCACCAUUAUUACCCGGCUCUCUACUACGCCAUACUCACAUUCGGGUUCUGUGUUGACUGGCUUACUCAAGGAUUGAGUAGCAAAUUUCGAUGGGCGCUCUAUACAAUCCUUUACUGCAUCAUCAUUGGUAUGUUCUUCUAUUUCCGAGCAAUCGUGUUCGGCAUCGAAGGUUCCAGUCAGCAGUGGUCACAUUUGAAUUGGUUCAGUGGUUGGCGAAUUGCCAAUUAGGUUGCUUUUCUAUCCUCGUGGUACCCCUUUUUCCCUUGCUACCAUUUCACACUUUUGUAUGCUAUUAUACUGUAUGGGCUACCCCACAAGAUACGCCCUUUCUUUCUUUCUUUCGACAAGCUAAACCAUUCUCCUUGAUGUCAUACCUCCUCGUCGAAUUGUAUCCUGCCUUCUUUACACUACCUGAUGCGGAUGCGCCAGGGUGAAGGUGGGGUGGGGGGAGAAAUAACCGAUGUACGCAACUUUGUCCAUUUUAAAAUGAAG